Molecule: messenger RNA, 3836 nt
Organism: Octodon degus (degu)
Lineage: Eukaryota; Metazoa; Chordata; Mammalia; Rodentia; Octodontidae
Gene: Ncapg
Product: non-SMC condensin I complex subunit G
Exons: 20
Coding region: 50-3097 (1015 amino acids)
Biological process (GO): mitotic chromosome condensation
Cellular component (GO): condensed chromosome; cytoplasm; condensin complex
Source: RefSeq, a predicted model, not a curated record
GUUUGGAGAACUAGCCCUUGGGGCUGUUCGCGGUGCUCGUCCAGGAGCCAUGGGAGCGGAGAAGAAGCUGCUGCCGGUCAAGGAGGCCUUUCGCCUGGCCCAGCAGCCACACCAGAACCAGGCGAAGCUGGUGGUGGCGCUGAGCCGCACCUACCGCACGACAGAUGAUAAAGCAGUAUUUCAUGAGGAGUUCGUCCAUUGCCUUAAAUAUGCCAUGGUGGUCUAUAAACGUGAACCAGCUGUGGAGAGGGUCAUAGAAUUUGCAGCCAAGUUUGUUACUUCGUUUCACCAGUCUGGUAUGGAAGAUAAUGAGGAAGAGGAAGAUGGUGGCAUUUUACAUUAUUUGUUUACUUUUCUUUUAAAGCAUCAUGAAGCAAACAGCAGUGCAGUCAGAUUUAGAGUCUGCCAGCUCAUAAACAAAUUUUUGGGAAGUAUGCCAGAAAAUGCUCUGAUUGAUGAUGAUUUGUUUGAUAAAAUUAAUGAAGCCAUGCUUAUUAGAUUAAGAGAUAAGAUUCCUAAUGUGAGAAUCCAGGCAGUUCUGGCUCUGUCACGACUUCAGGAUCCCAAAAAUGAUGAGUGCCCGGUGGUUGAUGCAUAUGUCACUUUGAUUGAAAAUGAUUCAAAUCCAGAAGUUCGGCGGGCAGUGUUGUCCUGCAUUGCACCUUCAGCCAAGACUUUACCAAAAAUUGUCGGGCGCACCAAGGAUGUUAGAGAGGCUGUCAGAAAGCUGGCUUAUCAGAUUUUAGCUGAAAAAGUUCAUAUGAGAGCUAUGUCCAUUGCUCAAAGAGUAAUGCUUCUUCAGCAAGGUCUUAAUGACAGAUCAGAUGCUGUCAAACAAGCAAUGCAGAAACAUCUUCUCCAGGGCUGGUUGCAUUUUACUGAAGGAAAUAUUUUAGAGUUGCUUCAUCGAUUGGAUGUGGAAAAUUCUUCUGAAGUGGCAGUCUCUGUCCUCAAUGCCUUAUUCUCAAAAGCUCCUCUCAGUGAACUGGUAGGAGUCUGUAAAAAUGAUGACAGAAAAUUAAUUCCAGUGGAAACAUUAACUCCUGAAUUGGCUUUGUAUUGGCGCACUCUUUGUGAGUAUUUGAAGUCAAGAGGAGAUGAAGGUGAAGAAUAUUUAGAGCAGAUUUUGCCAGAGCCUGUAAUAUAUGCAGAAUAUUUACUGAGCUUUAUCAAGAGCAUUCCAGUAGUUAAUGAAGAACAAAGAUGUGACUUUUCCUACCUUGGAAAUUUGAUGACAAAGGAAUUCAUAGGUCAGCAGUUGAUUUUAAUUAUCAAGUCUUUGGAUACCAGUGAAGAAGGAGGAAGAAAAAGGCUGCUGGCUAUUUUGCAAGAUGUCCUUACUCUGCCUACAACCCCUGUAUCCCUAGUUUCAUGUCUUGUUGAGCAACUUCUCCACAUUAUUAUGGAUGAUAACAAGAGAACGCAAAUUGUUACAGAAAUUAUCUCAGAGAUUCGAGCACCCAUUGUUACUGUUGGUGUUAAUAAUGACCCAUCUGUUGUAAGGAAGAAAGAACUCAAGAUAGCUGAAAUAAAAGUUAAACUUAUCGAAGCAAAAGAGGCUUUGGAAAAUUGCAUUACUUUACAAGAUUUUAAUCAGGCAUCAAAAUUAAAAGAAGAAAUAAGAGCAUUAGAAGAUGCCAAAAUAAAUCUGUUGAAAGAGACAGAGCAACCUGAAAUUAAAGAAGUCCACAUAGAGAAGAAUGAUGCUGAAACACUACAGAAGUGUCUUAUCUUGUGCUAUGAACUGUUGAAACAGAUGUCCAUUUCAGCUGGUAUAGGUGCAACUAUGAACGGGCUCAUUGAAUCUUUGAUUCUCCCUGGAAUAGUAAGUGUCCAUCCUGUAAUAAGAAACCUGGCUGUCUUAUGCUUGGGAUGCUGUGGACUACAGAGUCAGGAACUUGCAAGUAAACACUUUGUAUUACUAUUGCAGGUUUUGCAAAUUGAUGACAUCACAAUAAAAAUAAGUGCUUUAAAAGCAAUCUUCGACCAGCUGAUGACGUUUGGGAUUGAACCGUUUAAAGCUAAGGAAGUCCAGGCCCCGCCAAGUGAGGACACAGAAAGGAACAGUGAUGAUGAGCAAGAAUCAAAGGAAGUUGAGACUUCUACUGCCAAGAAUGUCCUGAGACUCCUCUCUGAUUUCUUAGAUAGCGAGGUGUCUGAACUCAGGACAGGCGCUGCAGAAGGACUAGCCAAAUUGAUGUUUUCUGGAGUUUUGGUCAGCAGCAGGAUUCUUUCUCGUCUUAUUUUGUUAUGGUACAAUCCUGUGACAGAAGAGGAUGUUCGACUUCGGCAUUGCCUCGGUGUGUUCUUCCCCAUGUUUGCUUAUGCUAGCAGGACGAAUCAGGAGUGCUUUGAAGAAGCCUUUCUUCCAACUCUGCGAACUUUAGCUAGUGCCCCUGCCUCAUCCCCUUUGGCUGAAGUGGACAUCACAAAUGUGGCUGAAUUACUCGUUGAUCUAACAAGACCAAGUGGAUUAAAUCCUCAGGCUCAGAAUUCCCAAGAUUAUCAGGCCUUAACAGUACAUGACAACUUGGCUAUAAAAAUUUGCAAUGAGAUCUUAACAAGCCCAUGCUCCCCAGAAAUUCGAGUCUACACAAAAGCUUUGUGCUCUUUAGAACUGAGCAGCAACCUUACAAAAGAUCUACUGGUCCUUCUGAAUGAGAUUGUGGAGCAAGUAAAGGACAGGACAUGCCUGAGGGCAUUGGAGAAAGUCAAGAGUCACUUAGAAAGAGGAAGUGAGGUUGGUGACCAGGCAGCAGUGCAGGAUGCCAGCACGACCACAACUGUCCCUGAAAAUGAAGAUGAAAAGAACAAAGAAGUAUAUAUGACUCCCUUUAAAGGUGCAAAAGCAGCCCAGCGAUGCAAAUCCACUCAGCGAAAGGCUAAUGGAGGGAGGAGAAAAGUGACAGCAUCAUCUAGGACAAACCGGAGGCGUCAGACUGCCGAGGCUGACUGUGAAAGGUAUGCCGUGUCUAGGUACACAAAGAAGCCUGUCUUUGCGUUGAGUAGUAGAAAAAAUGUAAUUUUCUUCUGUAAGAGAAGCUCAGUAUAUUAUAAGCUAGUAAAAAUUAUGAAUAACUGUGACUUUGAUACAUAGUCUAAAAUUCCAUUUGUGUCUCAAGAGCAUUUGAUUUCUAUGGCUUGUGUGUUUUUUGCCUAUUGGCAUUACCUAGUCAUCUUUAGUAUAUUCCCUCAAUUUAUAUUGCCAAGUUUUUUUCUACUUACAUGUCUGAUUACUUGAAUUUGUAAACUCUUAAUUUAGAUAACACUUGAGUUCUCUGCAUGUAUAGUAAUAGAACAGCUACGUUUACGCUUUAACUAUGUUUGUGAUUUGUGUGAUGAACAGUGCUUAUUUGGGGUGCUGCCCACAAAGCCACUGCUGGGCCAAAAGAAAGUCUGCAGCUGUCUUGCAUUGGUAUCAGUUCACUGGCAAAGUUGUGUGUAUUUUCACUGUGUAUCUUUAAGUCUUGGCUAAACCUUGUAAGGCUCAUUACAAAAGUAUUGUUUUGUUUCCCUGUAUAACAUCAGGGUUCGAUAGAGUAUAGAAAAUGAGCUAGGCUUUCUGCGAUUCACUUUGUUGGGUAACCAGUGUAUUGUGGUUGAUGUGAGAUUUUAGUUGAAGCUCAGUGGAAUCUGGCUAUCAGUUACGCUCUGAUAGAAUGUCAGAAGCAAAAUGUUUUAUUUAUAAACAAAUGGGUCUUAAAGCUGUUAAUUAAACUGAUGUAUUUUCAACAUCUGUUUAGUGAUCAUGAGGUUCCAGAGCCGGAAUCCGAAAUGAGGAUGAGAUUACCGAGACGAGCCAAAACUGCAGCACUAGAAAAAAGUAAACUUAACCU